AAAUAAUGCCAAGACAUUCUUCUAGUUCAAGUAGGAGCCAUAGAAGUAAAUAAAAAUAAUUGAAAUAUGGAUAGAAAAGCAUAGUAAGAAGCAUCGUAGAUACUCAAGUUCUUCUUGUUCAUCUUCUUCAGAUUCAUCAUCUGAGCGUCAUUACGAAAGAAGAAGGAGAGUGCAUCAUAGUAAUCGUCGUUCAAGAUCACCUAGACCACGUUCAUCGAGUUCAAUAAAGAAGGUGUUUAUGAAUGUAUAAAUAAAAAUGAAUAAUGUUAGCCCAUUUAAUCCAAAUCAAGCGCAGAGACAAUCAAAGAAUAUAGGGCUUAACAUAAUAUUUUUAUUCGUUCUUAACAUGUAAAUGUCCCAGAUCCUAUCAUGAGAUUUGAGGAUGUUUAAUGUUUUCCACAAAUAUUGAUGGAUUUAUUGUUAAAGGCCGGUUUCAAAGGACCUACUGCAAUAUAAGCAUAAGGAUGGUCGAUAGCAUUAACAGGACAUGAUCUAAUUGGAAUAGCAUAGACAGGUUCUGGUAAAACACUUGCCUUUCUUUUACCAGCGAUUGUCCAUAUUUUAGCAUAAGUUAGAUCCCAUGAUGCAAAAUGUUUAAUAUUGGCACCAACAAGAGAAUUGACAUUACAAAUAUAUGAACAAUUUUAAAAAUUUUCAUUGGGAUCUUAACUUUAUGCAGCAUGUUUAUAUGGAGGAUAAGAUCGCUAUAUAUAGAAAAGUUAAUUAAGAAAAGGCCCUUAAGUUUUGAUUGCUUGUCCAGGUCGUUUGAUUGAUCUAUUGGAUUAGGGUUGUACCACCCUCAAAUAGAUUAGUUUUCUAGUACUCGAUGAAGCUGAUAGAAUGCUUGAUAUGGGUUUUGAACCAUAGAUUCGUAAAAUUGUUGAUCAAAUACGACCAUAAAGAUAAACUAUGCUUUUUUCAGCUACCUGGCCUAAGGAAGUUUAAAAAUUAGCAUUAGAUUUUUGUAAAUAAGAACCAGUUCACAUAUAGAUAGGAAAUGUAGAAUUAACAUCAAAUAAGAUGAUUAAACAAAUAGUUUACGUGAUGAAAGCUAUUGAUAAAAAUUAAAGGUAUAAUUAAACUAUUGAUGGUUCAAAAUAUAUAUACAAGAUCAUCAAUAUCUUUGUUAUUUCAAAUAUAUAUUAAGGUUACUUUAUUUGUUGAAAGAGAUCGCAUAGAAAAAAAUACUAAUCUUUUGUUCCACAAAGAAAGGAUGUGACUAACUUUAAAAGACUUUAGAUCGAGAAGGUAUAAGAUGUCUGGCAAUACAUGGAGAUAAGAAAUAAAGUGUAAUAUAUAGAUAUUAGAAUUUAUUAGGAGAGAGAUUAUGUAAUGAGUCAUUUUAGAAAUGGAAGAUCAACUGCUUUAAUAGCAACUGAUGUAGCAUCAAGAGGAUUAGAUAUUAAAGAUAUAGAAAUAGUAGUCAAUUAUGACAUGCCUAAAGUUAUCGAAGAUUAUGUACAUAGAAUAGGUCGUACUGGUAAUCAUUUUUAUUUAUAUAUUUAUAUAGGUCGUGCUGGUGCUGUAGGUUAAUCUAUUUCAUUUUUUGCUUCAGAUGAAGAUGCUAGGAUGGCUAAAGAUCUUGUUGAAAUACUUAGGGAAUCUUAAAAUGAUGUUCCUUAUGAUUUAAGAAGUCUUGUUGAUUAAAAUAAUAAAGGAAAUAAUUAUAAUCCUUAUAGAAGAUGGAAUUCUACAGGUAAUAGACAUAUUCAAUAACCAUUCAUUUAACAUUAGCAUCAAAAUUAACAUUCAAAUUAACAUUAACCAUCUCAUUAUCCAUCCUCAUGGUAAUUUUAAGCAUUCAAUCCAUAAAUCCUUUAAUAGAUUAAUCCAUAUCAAAUUUGA
Messenger RNA from Paramecium sonneborni, 1845 nucleotides. Lineage: Eukaryota; Ciliophora; Oligohymenophorea; Peniculida; Parameciidae. The record is from the annotation of a GenBank genome assembly.